CAACGACUGUAUUUCAUUCAAUAUAGUAACUACAAGAUCAAUCAAGACGUUGAUUCCGUUCCUUUAUCAUAACGAUUUGUGAUUGUACGUCUUCAGUGAUAGUUGCAACAAAACAGAGAUCAAAAAAUCAAAAAAAAGAAGAACCAAAUAAGGAGGAGAGGCAAAAAGGAGGGUUCAACAUAGUAUUGCCUAAUUAUAGAACUUCACAAUCAAUCAAAUCAUAUCAUAAUGUCUAACUUUGAGGCUAGAAAAUUGUAUGAGAACAUUGUCGAAGAUGUUAUCAAUGAAUCUAGACAAGAUUUUGAAAAUAGUGGGAUUGAUGAAUCCACAUUACAAGAAUUAAGAAGAAUAUGGUGUGAAAAAUUAAGUCAGACUCAAGUUGCUAAGUUCUCUUGGGAUGAUGAAGAUAAUAUGCCUAGUUCUAGUGUUGCGGUAGCUGACGAUGGUGUUCCCACUGGUGAUUCACAUGCUCCUUCUGAUCUUGGAGGAGAUGGUGGUGAAUAUGCACUUGGAGAAGGUAGUUCAGGUAUAGAAAUGUCAGCUAUUCAAAAUGGUGUAUUAACAUAUCCAACAGUUCAACAUGGACUUGAAGCUGAAGUGCCGCUGAAGAAUGAAAAUACUGAUGUUGAUAAUGGUACUGGAUUAUUAUUACCAAACAUAGGUCAAUCUGAUGGUGCAUUUGAAUUUACGGUAUAUACCGAUGAUGCUAAGCAAUUCAUGAAGGAUCUUAAAGCAAAGAAUAAUGGUAAGAAAGUAAAGAAGAUUGAUCAAGGAGACGGGAACUUUGGAGAUGAUGAUGAUGAAGAUGACGAUGAUAUAUUCAAUGAUUCUGAUGAUAUUAAUUCAGAUUUAGAUGAUGAUUUGGAAAGUGAUAAAUCAGACGGAGAAAGUGGAGAUCAAGAAGGUCAACUUAUGUUAUGUUUAUAUGAUAAAGUACAAAGAAUCAAGAAUAAGUGGAAGUCCAAUUUAAAGGAAGGAAUUGCCAAUAUUGAUGGAAAGGAUUAUGUAUUUCACAAAGCUACUGGGGAGAGUGAAUGGUGAAGAAUAGUCCCAACCAACUACCCAAGUUGACAUCCUACCUUCAUUUCAUAGCAUUCUAUUAUUAUUUAUCAUUAUUACUACUACUACUAUUGUUAUUUCUAUUUAUCACUAUCACUACUUGCUAAUGUUAUCACGCCAGAUUUAUUUGUUAUUUUUAUUAUUAUUAUAACCCGUCAACCCAUAUAUGUAUUAUUCAUUUUUAAGAUGGUGUAUUUGCUCAGUUUGAAUUUUCCAUGUAAAUUUAUUUAUAUACAACCUAUACCAAAAAGCCUCUAAUAUACAAAACACAUACCCCCAAACCAACCAUACAUACCUUGUAGAUAGGGUUAGACUUCUUAGGUUUAAACU
Scheffersomyces coipomensis is the source of this 1389-nucleotide messenger RNA. RefSeq names its product transcription initiation factor IIA large subunit. Gene Ontology annotation, biological process: transcription initiation at RNA polymerase II promoter; transcription by RNA polymerase II. The transcript has a single exon. The record is from RefSeq and is a predicted model, not a curated record. Gene Ontology annotation, cellular component: transcription factor TFIIA complex. Bases 229 to 1041 code for a protein of 270 amino acids. Lineage: Eukaryota; Fungi; Ascomycota; Pichiomycetes; Serinales; Debaryomycetaceae.